Cotesia glomerata is the source of this 1940-nucleotide messenger RNA. RefSeq lists its product as uncharacterized. NCBI's taxonomy places the organism in Eukaryota, Metazoa, Arthropoda, Insecta, Hymenoptera, Braconidae. Gene Ontology annotation, biological process: snRNA transcription by RNA polymerase III; positive regulation of transcription by RNA polymerase III; snRNA transcription by RNA polymerase II. The record is from RefSeq and is a predicted model, not a curated record. Bases 59 to 1909 code for a protein of 616 amino acids. Gene Ontology annotation, cellular component: transcription elongation factor complex. The transcript has 7 exons.
GAAAGAGUAAUAAUAAUAAUAAAUGUAAUCACAACUCACGUGUGUAAAACGUUUGAAGAUGGAAGACUUUUUAAAAAUUGACUGGAAUCCGCCAACAAGUGACGUAGUGGAUGAUGUAUUUAUUAAUGAAGAUAGGUUAGAGAGUACAAGUGUCAUGUACCAAUUAAUCCGUGAGAUGUUAGUGGAUCCUACCAAAGACGCUUAUAAAAAAUACAUUGAUAAGAUAACACCGGAUGAUGUUAAAACUUAUAAAGCAAUGAUGGCUAAGCAGAAUGUGGAGAAAAAUUUGAAAAGACGCAAGAAGGAAGCGGAUGAUUCUGUAGAGCAGGAAAUUGAAUUGCCGAGGGGUUACGUUCCUGGGGUGCCUAAAAAACUUGACAUCAGGUUUCCUAGAUCUUCUAGUUUGACUGCUGAGCAACAAGCACUUGGAGUAAAGAUUUAUACUAGUACUAAUUUAUCGCAAAUGAAACCUGAAUUAGAAGCCUAUAUGGAUCUAAGACAUUUAAUUGAUGAAGAACAGAAAAUUUAUUUGGAUAUAUGCAAGGAUAAUUGGAACCCAGAUCUGAUUAAAUUAAUAAGAGAAGAUCUUAUCAAUAAAAAAUGGAAUAAGAAAUUAAAAUCAGCUCGUAAACUGCAUAGGCAUUAUUUGGAAGCUGGGAAUAUUCCAUUUACUUCAGAAUUUAAGAUAAAAAAUAAUUUUGUAUCAACUGUCAUUGAUGUGGAGAACUUGCCAUUGUUGUUGUUCCCGGACCCAGAGCGACGUUAUGUAUUAGACCGGUACUCAAAGGUGAUCGAGGCCAGAUACUUUAGAGAUAAAAACUCUCAAUUAUUCUUAGGAGACUUGGACAGUAAUUUUGAGAACUUAGCCAAGGAACACAAUGUUGAUCUGGUGAUUACCCAAUCAGGGUUAAAUUGUCUGGCUAUCAAUAUUGAUCCUUCCUACGCGAACAAUUGGAUCCUUCCUGUUGAAGUCAAGGAAAUUAACAACAAAAAUGUUGUCUUUGUUGGCAAACCAUUGCCGCCUAUGGUGAAAAAUGUUUUACAAAAAAAUUCAUGGGUUGCUAAGUACAUUCUUAAGAGCUUUUUUCUUGUUCCUGAUAGUCCUGAUGCUAAUACUCAGGAUAACUUACUGCAUUCAAGACCACCGAACUGGAGAGAUCCUGAUACUUCGGUUGAAGACUCGGAUAGAGUUUGGUGCGAACAGUAUCAGUAUAAUAUUUAUGAAAUUGGAUCUGGUGGAUCUCCACAAAAUGAACUUAUGAAAAGUAAAAUUCAAAAAGAUUAUAAAUUGUUGGUGAGAACUAAAAUUGAUGGAAUUGAGAAAUCAAGAAAUGAUGAAAUAAAUCGAAUAAAACUUGCACCAAAAUUAGAAAAUCAAUUAUAUUUAGGCGCUGAAGCGGUUACAAUAGAAGAAGGAGCAAGACAGUGGAUUUCUUUAGCUUUUACACCAGAUACAACUCUUCUGCGAGUUCGAAUGUCAGCAAAAACCUUGGAGUACAUUCAACGAGAAACUCGCUCAACAGUUUCUAUCAGCAAUGAACUGAAUCGCCUUUACAGUGUCAAAGGCGAAGACGCAUAUCCCAUUAUAUACAACGUCGCUGACACUAUGACAAAAAUGUCACCAGGACGCUAUCUUUUGCGACACACUCCGCGAAAUGGAGCGUUUGCUAAUAUUUACAGGGAGACCGAUCAACAAUCAAAGGGGAAAAAUACAAUUGACCUUGAAGUUAUCUUCUGCCAAGAUGAGUUUGAAACCGCUUCUAAUCCUCCAUGGCCGUUGAUCGACAACAAGGCACUUACACCAGCUUUAAUUUGCUGGAAGCGUUUGCCAGCGAUGUUUUAUCCGUCGAAAUUUCCUCCAAAACCUCAACAAAAAAAGAAUCUUCGGAAUCGAAAUGCAAAAAAAUAAUAUUUCAUUAAUUUUAUUUGUUAAUUAUUGU